Messenger RNA from Lolium perenne, 836 nucleotides. RefSeq lists its product as uncharacterized. The record is from RefSeq and is a predicted model, not a curated record. Lineage: Eukaryota; Viridiplantae; Streptophyta; Magnoliopsida; Poales; Poaceae.
GCUAGCAGCCGGUUGGUGAUAUAAGUGGCCGGGUGCCGGGGAAGAGAGGAGGAGGAGAGAAUAAGCAAACGAGCUAGCUAGCCAGAGAGGGUCGUCGUCCUGCAAGAGAGUGAACAUCUCGUCGAUCGAUCACGUACGAGCGUGCGAGGAUGCAGGGCGAUGUGGCGGGCGGUGAUCAGCAGCCGAUGCAGAUGGUGCUGCGGGUGAAGCACCCGUCGUCUCUCUCCUCCUCCGAGGAGGGAGCGGGGGAAGGGGAAGGGUCGUCCAGGUCGGCGCUGUCGGUGUUCAAGGCCAAGGAGGAGCAGAUCGAGAGGAAGAAGAUGGAGGUCAGGGAGAAGGUCUUCGCGCAGCUCGGACGCGUCGAGGAGGAAUCCAAGCGCCUCGCAUUCAUAAGACAGGAGCUGGAAGGGAUGGCGGAUCCUACCCGGAAGGAGGUCGAAUCUAUACAGAGGCGGAUCGACACAGUUAACCGCCAGCUCAAGCCUCUUAGUAAGAACUGCGUCAAGAAGGAGAAAGAAUACAAAGAGAUUCUUGAGGCUUACAACGAGAAGAGCAAGGAGAAGGCGCUACUUGUCAACAGGCUAAUAGAGCUGGUGAGCGAAAGCGAGAGGAUGAGGAUGAAGAAGCUUGAAGAGCUGAAUAAGACAGUCGAUUCGCUCUACUAGACAGACGUCAGUUAAUGUUAAUCGCCCUGGCCUGCCGGGAGCUUAAUUCCUCUGUGCAAUCUCCGUCCCAUGGAUUUGUUCAUGUUCAUGCAUGUAUGUGAUCUGUGUCAGCUUAUUGUAACUUUCGAUGUCGUGAGCGAUUCUUGUUGAUUUUCCGUUUCUUCUGAUUAA